AAAUGAUGCGGUUCUAAAAUUACGUUAUCGAUAUCUUUAGCGCCUUGUAGGAUGUUUUAACUGUGCAAGACAACACCUUUCGAAGUAUUUCGAGGAAGGCUUUAAUGCUGUAAGCGUCCUAGAAUAUGAAGGCUUAUUUCGUUCUCUUGACUUUGUGCUCUUUGGCAGCGAUUCUGCAGGCUGAGUACGAAGAUGGAUAUUUUCAAGAAGACUAUGAAGAAGACUUUUGGAAUCAUAAUUCAUCCACUACUCGACGUCCACAUUGGACUACAAGAAAUGUAGUAUCGAAUGCACCAAUGACUCGAUUUCCCACAACUGCUGGGCCUCAACUAUAUCAAGUGCGCCUAGUUAGAGGAAGAUCCCGUUACGAAGGUCGUGUCGAGAUCUACUACAGGGGACGAUGGGGCACCAUCUGUGAUAACUCAUGGGAUUUGUACGACGCUCAUGUUGUGUGCCGUCAGCUUGGGUUUUCCAAAGCCAUUUCAGCUCCAUGUUGCGGUAGAUAUGGAUGGGGCUUUGGCCCAAUAUGGAUGACAAAUGUUCGCUGCCGUGGUUUUGAACGCUCUUUAGCCCAGUGUAGAUUUACARGUUGGGGAGUUAGUGGCUGUAGGCAUUAUGAAGAUGCUGGUGUUAUAUGUGCGUGCGGAAAUUUGACCUGCUUCAAUGGAGGAACCCUCAGAUGUUUUAAUGAUAGUCGCGAAGUUUGUUCUUGUCGUCGUGGCUACUAUGGAAAACAAUGCCAGUUUUAUUGUGGUAGCCUGAACUGCUACAAUGGAGGUACAAGUGUCUGUUCCAGUGGCAGAGCUGUAUGUCGCUGUCGUCCUGGUUACCAAGGAAGACAAUGCCGCUACGUGUGUCCAAGUUUGUAUUGUUAUAAUGGAGGCACCCGUGACUGUUCUCGAGGAAGACCAACGUGUCAAUGUCGCCCUGGUUUUUACGGGAGUAACUGCCUACACAGUAAGUAA
This is a messenger RNA of Actinia tenebrosa (Australian red waratah sea anemone), 965 nucleotides long. RefSeq lists its product as uncharacterized. Gene Ontology annotation, cellular component: membrane. Gene Ontology annotation, molecular function: protein binding. The record is from RefSeq and is a predicted model, not a curated record. Lineage: Eukaryota; Metazoa; Cnidaria; Anthozoa; Actiniaria; Actiniidae. Gene Ontology annotation, biological process: cell-cell junction maintenance.